GUCCGGGAGGUAGACUUUUGGGACGGUGUCAUAACUGUACACGGUGUCUCUCCACUUUAACAACUUUCAAUGGAGACCACUAGGAGUUUGGACCACUUUUAUUCCGGGCUUUUUGUAGUAUUUCUUCUCUGUGAUCGUUGAUGAUUUUGAUAAACAAUUCAUUUUCUCUCGGUGUUCUCAGGAGGAUCGUAUCUAAUUUCUUACAGUGCAGCGGAGUCACUGAACUCAGGGGAAUGCCUGUGUUUCUCCUUUUUACAGCGUUUAUAAACACCGACUGUAGAAAGUAAGUUCAUGUGUCAGUUAGGGGAUUCGCUUUGGUUUUGGGACCAGUAUAACUACCAAGCUAUAAACGAAGUAAGUCAACGGUCCAUUUACUUUGGUUAAUAAUUAGAUAGAGCGGUGUUCUGAAUUUAACAACUUCUUUGAGGUUUAUUUUUUCGCAACUCCUUGGUUGUAAAGAAUAUUACCCAACUUUUUGGCACUGCUUUAUCUGUCAACAUGCCUUAUAACUUUCCGGCGGCAACCUGUAACCAAGCCUUUGAAGUUCAACUUGUCGGUUUUUUGUGGAAUUAUCCAGACAUCUCUGCGCCCACAGGAUGUGCUUUAUCUUCUCACGCUGUUUGGCAACUCACAAACUGUGAUUGUAAGGUACAGUGACUAGUGUGCACUGUAAUAUUAAUAAUAGUUUGGAUACAGAUGAAUAUUGAUACAGUGUUAACUGGACCUGCCGUUCUUUGGGGAGAGGAUACAACAGCUGAACCGUAACACAAACACGCUACAAAAGAAGACACUUGUGUAUAUCGUGAAGCUCGGGCUCCUGGACAACUAAUGCACACUUCAAGCUCUAACACGACACAGCGUGUCUUCAUGGUGCCUUUGAGCAUGCAGUGUUUCGCCACCCACAUUAAUGACACUGGAUAAAAGUUUCAAGCUCAAGCUCAUUGUAUCUCGGAAGAUAUUCUUUGUGGGUACUGCAUUUCUCUAACGUGUAGAGUUUGAAUAUUAACUCUGGUGCUGAAUGGAAGUUUUAGGACAUUCACGCAUGAGUUAUGAUGGCAGUCCUCCAGCUCUAAAAGUUUGGUUUGUAUUUGUUUAGUCAUCGACGCGGAGAGAAGAAGUGGAGGACGUAUACAUAUAUACACAUUUUCUCCGUUUUUCUACCCGCGGCGCUUGCCUGCUUUGAAGUCCACCAUGUGCGGCCGGGCACCGCCGCUACAGCCGAGGCCAUGACCGUCCCCCAGCGGCGCCUGGCCGGGCUCUGGCCGUGGCUGCUCAUGGCGGCCCUGCAGGUGGUGCUGGGCCAGCCGGGCCUGGAGUCCGAGCGGCCGGCACUGCGAGCGGUCAUCAAGGUGUCACUGCUGAAUCAAGACUCAACGGGGAAGCCCAUCACUCUGCAAGGGGAGUUCGUGCGAGGAAGUGCCGGCUCCGCGGAGGGAAAACUAAUGCAGUAUCACCCUCUGUCUCUGUGCAACACAAGUGAAGAUGAACGACAGGAGAGUGACUUCAUCACCAUUGUCAAACUGGAGCACAGGGUACCCCGCUGUCUGCCGCUGCUCGAUAAGGCUCGUAUGGCAUUGGACAAAGGAGCUCGGGCUGUGAUCUUUGAUGUUAGUGAUGAUGCCAAUGCUGCUGCCGAGCUGAGAGAAACAGACUCCCUCCCCGGUCCCGUGGUGCUCGUGAACGCGGAGAAUGCUGAGGAGUUGAUGGGUUUGGUCAACAAGAACGAGGAGGCCAAAGUUACUAUUGAGAUCCUGGUGGAGCCGCCCAGAUGGCCACAUUACGAUGUUGGUAUCAUGCUCACCAUUGUCCUCGCGAUUCUGACCAUCGUCCUAAUCUUCGCUUUCCGCUACAAGUGCAAGUCCAACCGGACCUGGGACUCUGUCCAUCAGCAGACCAUGCGUGCCAUCAGUCGCCUGGAGACCAAGACGUACAGCUCGCAGGGCUGCUCAGGCUCCCAGCGGCACCGCGCAGCCUGGGGCUCAGCCAGCAGCUCCAACUCCAGCCCCGUCUGUGCCAUCUGCCUGGAUGACUUUGUGGACGGACAGCAUCUGAGGAUCAUCUCCUGCGCUCACGAGUUCCACAAAGACUGCGUCGACCCCUGGCUGCUGCAGCACCGCACCUGUCCCCUCUGCAUGCAUAACAUCAUGGGGACGGAGCGGCAGCCCCAGAGGAACAGCCGACAGAGUCAGGAGCAGAGCCAGAGCUUCCUGCACCCUCAGUCCUACAGCAGCCCACACAACCACCCCUUCCCCCAGCACGCCAUUCCUUUCUCUAUGAGGCCCCACUAUCCUCGGGGGCCUUCAGGACCGUACCCCUCUCUGGGCCACUACCCUGGCUCUUCUCCCGUAGACGCCCAGACGCUACGCUUCCUCAGCAGCAGGCCGCUCCCUUCCAGCUGUGGAUACCACCUUCCUGCGGAGGGUCCCGGGAGGCCCCACAGGAUUAGUGGUAACUGCAGGACUUCCACUCACCACUACACCCCCCGCCGGUCCUGCCACAACAACUACCGUUCCUCCUGCCCUGCACAGCGCAGCGCGUCCAGCUCCAGACUGCAGCACACAGCCUCCUCCACGCCGCAGCCCCGUGGAGCGCCUCCCCACAGCCGGCAGGACGACGGCAGCUGCUCGGGGGGGAGCUACCACACAGAACGCAGCGGGUACUUGGCUGAUGGGCCAGCAAGUGACUCCAGUUCGGGGCCAUGUCAUGGCUCCUCCAGCGACUCGGUCCUCAACUGUACGGACGUUUCCCUGCAGGGGGUUUAUGGCAGCUGGUCCACCUUCCGCAGCUCUCUAAGCAGUGACUACGAUCCGUUUGUGUAUUACGGGCCUGGUCCUGGGCGCGGGCCCCGCAGGAGCAGCCUAGAGGAAGGCGCCCAGGCCCGGCCCAGGUCUCUGGAUUCUGUAGUGAACAAAGCGGGCUGCCCCGAGGAGCAGCCGCAGACUGUGUUCAGCCACAUCCACUACCACCGCCACAGACACCACCACUACGAGGAGGGGGAGCACAGCCAGGGCCCAAGUAGAGGCUCGGACGAGGAGCAGGGGGCCCCCGCUGAUGCAUCUGCUUCUGCUGCUCCUGUCCUGGACAAAGACUCGCCUGUGUGCCCCCCUAAGCACAGCCCCUGCCAGUGCCCGAAGCCAGAGCCCACAGACCGGUCCAGUCCCGGGGCGGAGUGUCAGGAUCCUAGCAGCCUCACAGGGCCUCCAGUCCUGGUCGCCCCGAUCCCCUUACAGCUCCAGCCCCACUGCUGCCACCAGGGACACGGACACCCUCCCGCUCCACUUGGGCGAGUGGGGGGCUGCGUGCACGACGGCCCCUCCGUUCGCUUCCACCAGAGCCUGGAUCUGCAGGACGACCGCAGCAUUCACAUCCACUACGGUCAGGGGCCCGGUUUCUGCUGCUCUCCUCCUGAGCUGCACCCCGCCUUGCUCCCCGUGCCCCUUAUUCUGGACUCUGGGGGUAUGGAGGAGUGGCCCUGCUAUGCUGGGGCCCAUGUUGUGUGGCAAAAGCGGGUGCAGCAGGCGCGCUCAGAGCCUCAGCUCUUGGGGCCCGGGGCCUCUAUGGAUAGGCCUCCCUGCAGGUUCCACCACAGUCCUGCUGCUGACUGUAACACAGACAUUUGUUUGUACUGCCAAACUUUACACCACAAUCAGGGAUCAGAAGAGGAGUCCGGUGUGUGAGAACUUGUUGCAUCCCCGAUUAUCAAGCUGCUACCCAGGAGCCAGAAUGGACAAGCCUCUCAUUGGCUAUCGCACUCAUGUCUUCCACAUAAUUCCACCAGCAAUUCCCCCCAGGAUUCAGAACCCACACACUGAAACGCUCUUUCGCCUGAGUUGGAUUGAAAUUAUUAGAAUUGAAUCAUGCUAAAACUUAAAAAAAGAAUUUAUAAAGUGAAGACCCUUCAUAAUGUUGAAAAUACAUUGAAUUAUUAAAAUGUUUGGGAGCUGCUGGAGAAACGACUCAUACGCCACAAAGAGACAAAACGUGUUUUUCUGCAUUUCUCCUCUUCAGAUAUAUAGGAAUAAUAUUCAUUUUGGAUAUGAUAUCCUUGCUUGGGGUGUUGAGCCCUCAUGAAGUGACUCCAUCUCUGCAUCACUCACUCUCAAGCAAAAGUAACUUGAUUUAUCUUAGAGGUACUAUCUUUCACUCUCGUGAUCUGCGUCUUCCUUCGCUGAGUCCCGUCUCAGCUGAGAGAAGCUUUUCUCUCCAGCCUACCUCAGCUCAGAAUUCUUAACAUGCCUCACACAGGGGCUCUUUAAAGGUACUGCUGUAGUGAUUCUUUUUUAUGUCACAACCAUGUAGCUCCCAUAAACUCAACAAAAGGUUUUCGUCUUGGCAGUCUGACCUGUCCAAAAUGGAGAGAGAUGCUCAGCCCCUCAAACAGCGAGCGUUCACUGAGGUAGCUGAGCCUUGCCUGGGCCUUUUUUCAUUAUUUCAAUAAUGGCAGCUGUUUUUUUGUGUUUUGGAUCAUUUUCUGUUUUGUUUUUUUUGUAGUCUGUAAUUAUUAUUUUUUAUCCUCUCAAAAUGAACCGGUUUGACUGAAUUUUCCCGUUGUCAUUACAAGCUAGUGUAAACUUGUUCUCGUCAUUUCUCUUGCCAGUGGUGUCUUCACAUGUUUGGUGCUGUUAAACCUCCCGAUCAGUGUAAGUGUACAGGCCAUAAUUACAACCAUAUCCUCUGCUGCUUUAACGCCUCAUUCAUCGCUGUGUUGUGUAGGCUGAACCCGCCCGUUGUCUUCCAGGAACUCAAGCUCAAGGAAAAUGUCCUUCAUUGCCGCUAUAGUAAAGAGAAAGUGACUUUUUAAUGAAAUAACCAGAGUAAAGCCAUGUCACCUAACAGUCCCACAAUCCUUAGUCAGUUGCCGUAGCAACAGUUUAAUGAAAGCUUGGUUAGUUUUCCCCUGCAAUUUACAUUUUGACACUGAGUGAAGUUCUUAGUUGUUUUAUCUCCUGUGUUUAUGAUUAAGGGUUCAUCUAUUACGAUAUAUAAUGAUCAGGAUAAUCAGCUGUUGUUGUCAAAAUGAGUAUUACAAUAGCAAACAGGUAUAACAAAUAAACCUAGAAUUAUACUGGCAAAUAUUUAUUUGAUUUGUAUCCAAUCUUCUCCCCUAAUUCACAGAUUAAACCUUAUUUUACCAAUACAUACUAACUGUGAUAUAUACAUGUAAAUAACAAUUAUAAUAAUAUAAUUUAACAUUUGUGGGGGGAAUCAUUUUCUAAGAACUUGACAAAACCAAAUUUAAAAAAUCGUAAACUGGAAAUCUGAUAGUGCCCUGACAGAAAAGAUUUCCUGGAAUAAACCUUAUUUGUCAUCUGUUCUUAAGUCAUAAACACAGGAAAUACAGCAUUUCAGGCCAGAAUUAAAUAAUGCAUAACAAGAAUUGUUUUCUCACUUGCCUCUCAGGGCUUUUUAAGUUAUGAUACCCCACAUGGUAAAGAUCCUGUGUUGUGGUACAUUGGCAUUAUAUACAUUAAAUUCAGUAUUUACAUUUUCCUUCCAUCAUCCUUGAAAAAUACAUACCACAACAUGGAGGUUUAAAUAUCCAUUACCUUCCUCUCUCCACCUUUAGCCACUCAGGCAGCCUGAACAUAGUCCAGGAAAAAAUACUCUGAUAACUUAAAUUGUGUGGAUAAUAGUCAAAGAUGGCUUUAUUUGUUAUCUUUAACACAGACUCCUCUGCUAGGCUAAAUGAUCUGACAUCAGAGGAAUUAGAAUUCUGUGUGGACUUUCCCUUAAUGGCUAAGUGAAAUGUGAAUGGGUUUCUCUGAACAGCAGUCAGAUACAGUUUAACAGCAGACACAGAGCUCAUGGGUAUCGCAAUGUAACCAGUAGCACUUACUAAAGCCUUAUAUGUGCCUUAUUCAUACAGAAACUGUUCAGUAUCCUCAUUCAGGAACCUCCCCACACACUAAGCUCUUACCUGUCCAACCAAAGAAGCUAGAUCUUGAACACGGUGAACUUAUAACACAGAGAGUGUUGGCAACCCCUUUUUUCUUAAAUAUAAGAAUAAAUGUGCUUAGAUUAAGUGAGAGGAUCUGGCAUAAUGUGGAACUCAUUUUGGAAUCAAUAUUUUGGACAAUCAUGCUGAUUUUUUUAACUGCAGUCAUUUGUUCUAAAACCUCAUGUGUCAACGCAGCAUCCUCCAGAGAAAGUGUCCUUGUCCGUUAUUAUUGGUGCCUAAACAGCCUCUGUGUGAGAUGGUAAUGACUGAAUUAAUAGCAUCACUUGAAGGCUUGGGCAGAUUUUAUAAUUUAAAGAACAAAACGUCCCCAAACCGUAGGCACAUGAAAAUGUAUGCCACAGAAUAUCUGAUAUAAUUUCAUCCUGUUCAAGAUCUUUCUCUUUGUGUGGUUUAUGUGUUUGUUUUGUAUGUUUUUGCAAGAAUAAUGAGCUGAAACUGCCUUUUAUAUGAGUAAAGUAAAUAUCCCUCCAGAAUGUUAAGGGAUAUGUCAGUAUAUUUUGGAUACUUUGUGUACAAAAAGAGAACAAACAAAAAAACAGAAAUGAAAUAGUGUUGUAUUUUAUAUAUAAUAGAACAUUUCAAUAUAGUGACAUGUCACUAAUAUAUUUAUUUACUAAUAUAUUUAUCCAUUUUGUCCAGGUUUGAAAGAGUGGUUUCUGUAUAGACUGAAUGUUUAUAUGGGAACAGUGCCAUCACAGAUGUAUCAACCUGUCUUCAUUCCAAUUAUAUGCAAAUAAAUUAUU
Eleginops maclovinus (Patagonian blennie) is the source of this 6702-nucleotide messenger RNA. RefSeq names its product E3 ubiquitin-protein ligase RNF43. The transcript is spliced from 9 exons. Lineage: Eukaryota; Metazoa; Chordata; Actinopteri; Perciformes; Eleginopidae. Gene Ontology annotation, biological process: Wnt receptor catabolic process; ubiquitin-dependent protein catabolic process. Gene Ontology annotation, cellular component: plasma membrane. Gene Ontology annotation, molecular function: ubiquitin protein ligase activity; frizzled binding. The record is from RefSeq and is a predicted model, not a curated record. The coding region runs from base 1227 to 3677 and encodes 816 amino acids.